AGCCACAACACAAUGAUCCUGGCGGUCGUCCUCACUUGCCUGGCCGCCGCCGUCGUCGCCGCCCCUCAGGGGAACAAACAAGUCGUACUCACCAAGUACGAACACAACGACUCAGGCGACGGCAACUUCAACUACGCCAUCGACGCCGACAACGGCAUCAGCGUGUCUGUCUCCGGCUCCCCGGGCACCGCCGGCCAGGUCAACAUGCAGGGCUUCUAUACGUACGUCCUUGACGACGGGACCCCAGUACGGGUCCCCUUCGUCGCCGACGAGAACGGCUUCCGCCCCGACUUGGACCAGCUGUUGAGGCUUCUUCAUUUACAACCCAUCGUCAUACCAAUCGCCCCGUUUUCAGGAAAACCUCAUCCCGGAGUUAAUUUCCGUUAAUACGAAAACGGAUUCACGUAGCUACGAUGCAUAAAUGUAGCGUCACCACUUUUUUAUAUAUGUAUAUUUUGAAAAUUACUAUUUUUAAUACUCAAAUAAAUGAGUACGAACAA
This is a messenger RNA of Procambarus clarkii (red swamp crayfish), 500 nucleotides long. The record is from RefSeq and is a predicted model, not a curated record. NCBI's taxonomy places the organism in Eukaryota, Metazoa, Arthropoda, Malacostraca, Decapoda, Cambaridae.